AGUGACGUCAUAAAGACGCGCCGCUAUUUUUCAUGAAAACAAGGAUCCCCAUCGAUGCGAGAGAUCAUGGAUGCGAGUGAUCUCAAUCUUGUCAAGGUGCAUGGGGGAGGAGGGUAUGACUCCGAUUUCAGCGAUGACGAGAACACGGGAGGGACAUCCCAACAUGGAAAGAAACGGAGACACGAUGAGUUGCUGCAGAAGCCGUUCCAGCAGGGCAAGCACACAAAGGUGGCCCACAAGAGCUUGGCUGCUGAAGAAUGGGACAGGGAGGAAGCCAGGAACAGACGCCAUCACCUGAUUUCGAUGAAUGCCUUUGAGAGACACAAGAAGUUUGUCGGUGACUAUAUAAUGUAUUAUGGUGGCAAGAUGACGGACUUCAAGCGCUCUGUGGUCAAUGACAAGACAGACUUCGAUGUCGUCAGAGAGAACCAUCGAUUUCUCUGGAGGGAAGAAGACCACGAGGACAUGACAUGGGAGAAAGAUCUGGCAAAAAAGUACUACGAUAAGCUGUUUAAGGAGUACUGUAUAUCUGACCUUAGCAGAUACAAGGAAAACAAGUUUGGCUUCCGGUGGAGGACGGAAAACGAAGUCGUCUCAGGAAAAGGCCAGUUCUUCUGUGGGAACAAACGCUGUGAACAGAAGGAAGGCCUGAAAAGCUGGGAGGUGAACUUUGCCUAUGUGGAGCAGGGGGAGAAGAGGAACGCGCUUGUGAAACUGAGACUUUGCCCCGAGUGCUCCUACAAACUUAACUAUCAUCACAAGAGAAAGGAAUUCAAAGCUAAAAAGAGGAUUAAAGCCGAAGUGAAGGGGGAGUCGAAAACUGCCAAAUCAUCCCGGCAGAAGAAGCGCAGGAGGAAGAGCAAAGAACAUUCUACCACCACAAGCUCAGAGGACUCUGAAGAUUCCAACAAAGACCCAGCGUCUAGUGAGGAGGUGGAGGCUGAGGAAGAUGAAGCCUCUUCAGAGACAGACCACUGGAAGGGUCCAGCGCCCAGCAUAGAGGAGAAGUCGAGGGAGGAGGAAUUCGAUGACUACUUUGAGGACAUGUUCCUUUGAAGUCCUUUUGAAGUAUUUUUGUGGAGAGCAAACUUCAGAUUUUGUUCUGCAUUUUUAUGCUUGUACACAAGACACUGUAUAUAAUGUCCAUUGUGUUAUUAAUCACCAGCAUCACCAAAUGAAAAUUUGCUGUCCAGGAAUGAAAUAACACCUUAAUCUGCUCCUUUUCCCUCUAGAUAUGCAGUAACGUGGCUUCUCCGUCACUAGCUCGUAGAAGUGGAGGUUGUUUCUUUUUACGCUCUUCUUAGCUUGAGCUCUCUGGAAAUUGCUGGAGUUUCAGGCGGAGGAGGGCGAGCAGGAGGUUAAGAGCCAUCCAUCUUGGCUGAAACAACUUGCCUCCAAAGCCAAAGCUAACAGGAACCCCUGUCGUAAAACAUAAUAAAACAUUCUCCACUAAUUUGACUUGUGCUGGAAAUAUCCAGUUUUCCAAUUGGUCUUGGCAGAUUGCCGCAUUCCUCAGGCAGAAUCACGUUGCUCAGUUCACAAAGUUAUAUAAAUGCAGUUAUAUAAAUAUGCGUGCAUACACGUCUGUGAAGCUGUGUGUGCGUAUUAGUGUGAGGUGUAGUCUUUCGGGAAUUGGCAUGUUUUUGGCCGAGUUUUAUGAGCUUGCAUAAAGAAUGCCUGAACAGUCCGGCCCCAGACAAAAUAAGGAAGAGCAUCUUAAUCACUCGUGAAGUCUUUGGACAAAGUCUGCUCACAAACUGAGCACAUGUCCCGCCCACUCACACUAGGCUCCGCCCAGUUCACCUCAGAUGCUGUUAGUUUCCCAGUAAGUGUAAGGAAAUGAGUUGCCUGUGGACCCAGCCAAGGCUGUGAUACAAUUACCUGUCAGUACAGGAAGCCGCUACAGACUAACUGAAGUAUCCCUUCCAGCAGCAGAAAGGCAUGGAGAUCAGCAGAACAUCCAACAGUGAUGCUACUUUUGCUGUGUCAGGAUGGAGGCCGUUAAUGCCCGAGAACCUGACAGCACUGCAAUGUUUAAGAUGCAGUACUUAGCUCUUCUAGUCAUACCUGAAUGACAUGAUGGAAUAGAUUGUCCAUUUCCCUCAGAGUUAUACAACUACUGGCCCAUGGCCAAGAUGACAUUUAAGUAAAAUUUUUAAAUUAAGUAAAAAAAUUUUGCAGGAUUGUUUUUGGUCAGGACAAGAGUUAGUGCUUAAAUGUAUCAUAGUCCGAAAGAAUUAUAUAACGGAAACUAGGCCCAUUAAUCAAUAAAUACAUUUUGUGUUCCGGAACAUUAUUAAUUUCUUUUAUAUAACAUCUAUUUUGCUCUUCUGUUCAUUUAACUGUUUCAUUGCCCCAGUGAUGUAUAUGGACCAGCAGUGUGUGGCCCUUAACCCCCAGCUCCCUGGGUGCCCCAACAGGUGGCUGCCCUUUGUGGGCAGCUUGCUCUACAAAGAGCAAGUUGAGGGAGGUGGACGAUAUCCACGGGGACAAUAAAGGAUUGAUUAUUAUUAAACAAGAGUGAAUUAGGUCAGUGAUUCCUGACCUAGUCCUUGGGGUCUCCUAGACAGUCCACGCUUUUGGAGCUGGUCUGAGUGUUCCUGAGGACCGGGUUGGGAAACACUGAAUUUGGUGUCUAGGGUAUGUGAGCACUGGAUGAGUCCAGUCCAGUGCCAGUGGCAGAGAGCAGCCAGUUAUGGAAGAAGAUCUGCCCUGCUAAGAUACCAGAGGUGUGUAGUUUGUUUCAACCAACCAGUUGAGUACUCUGUGAAUGUGACUCUUUAUACUCAACUGGUUGGUUGAAACAAAAUCCUGGUCUGGGUUUGUACUUUCUGGACUCGUGUCUCUUUCCCCUGCCUGAUCUUCUUUGCCCUUUUUGAUCCAGCUUUAACAGGUAAUCCAUUCACCACGAAAAGGCCACCAGGGGGCCACAUUCUUACUGCUGGAUCUCCCGUUAACCCCUACGGCUGUUGUGUAACAGGCAGACCUCAGCACAGCGCUCUGUUUAAUGGCGUGACACCACCAUUGAAGGUGGAGAAAGAUGCCCGGAGGCCUCUGGGUGCCACACAGGUGGCAGAGAUGGGCAAGCGUCUUCAACAAGACCUUUAUUUGAUCCAUUAUUCGGUUUACAUUUUAUGACAGAAACCCAUACAUAUUUUACAAGCCACAGAACAGCAAAUUCUCUACAGUGUACAAGCAUAUAUUGAUGCACACACAUGUUUUUGUAUGUGUGUGUGUGUUGGUGUGUAUAUCAAUACACAAGCAUGUUAAAAUUAUUGCUGAACAAUAAAUCGGAUGACAGCCCGCAAAAUGUACGCUUA
Molecule: messenger RNA, 3320 nt
Organism: Paramormyrops kingsleyae
Lineage: Eukaryota; Metazoa; Chordata; Actinopteri; Osteoglossiformes; Mormyridae
Gene: fra10ac1
Product: FRA10A associated CGG repeat 1
Biological process (GO): dephosphorylation
Molecular function (GO): phosphatase activity
Source: RefSeq, a predicted model, not a curated record